Oryctolagus cuniculus (rabbit) is the source of this 2582-nucleotide messenger RNA. The record is from RefSeq and is a predicted model, not a curated record. NCBI's taxonomy places the organism in Eukaryota, Metazoa, Chordata, Mammalia, Lagomorpha, Leporidae.
UUCCUGCGGGCCUGGUCCGGCGGACGGCGUCUGCGGCGGGGCCGCUGGCUGGGAGCUGGUUUUGGAAAGGAAGAUGGAAAGUGGCGCGGUGCUGCUGGAAUCCAAGUCCUCGCCGCUGAACCUGCUGCACGAGAUGCACGAGCUGCGCCGCCUGGGCCACCUGUGCGACGUCACGGUCAGCGUGGAGUACCAGGGCGUCCGCAAAGACUUCAUGGCCCACAAGGCUGUGCUGGCGGCCACCAGCAAGUUCUUCAAAGAAAUGUUCCUUAACGAGAAGAGCGCCGACGGGGCCAGGACUAACGUGCACUUGAAUGAGGUGCAGGUCGUGGACUUUGCUUCGUUCCUCGAGUUUGUCUACACCGCCAAGGUGCAGGUGGAAGAAGACCGGGUGCAGCGGAUGCUGGAGACGGCCGAGAAACUGAAAUGUCUGGACUUGUCGGAAACGUGUUUUCAGCUCAAGAAGCAGAUGCUGGAGUCGGUGCUUUUGGAGCUGCAGAAUUUCUCAGAGUCCCAGGGGGCAGAGGCCAGUGGCGGCCCCCAAGUCGGAGUUGGCCCCGACCCCCGGGCAGGUGCACUGGGUAUGGACGGGGCUCACCCCAACGGCCUGGUGGAUCGUUCAGACUACCCAGGGGAGCAGAUGAGCAAUGGUGUGUCGCCAGGCACACCGCCGAGGAAGUCCAAGGAGAAAGCGGACAAGAAGAAGGAUGUGGCUAAGCCUCCCUACCCCAAAAUCAGAAGAGCCAGCGGGAGACUGGCCGGAAGAAAGGUCUUCGUGGAGAUCCCUAAAAAAAAAUACACGAGGAGGCUGCGAGAGCAAGAGACAGGUGCCGAGGGCAGCUCGGGAGACCCCGGGGCCGCCCAGGCCCAAGACCCAGAGAGCGCGGGGAUGGAGACCAGGCCCCUUACAAAAGUUGAGGGGGGUGGGGCUGGCAUGCAGGUGGCAGACCCCCUUCCAAAGGCAGCCGGGGAGGGGGAGGAGGAGGAGGAGGAGGAAAAGGAGGAAGAGGAGGAGGGGGGUGCGGCGGAGAAGAGGAGGAGCAACCUGAAGUGCGGCAUCUGUGAGAAGGCCUUCUUGUACGAGAAGAGCUUCCUGAAGCACAUCCGGCGGCACCACGGCGUGGCCAGCGAGGUGGUGUACCGCUGUGACACCUGCGGCCAGACCUUCGCCAACCGCUGCAACCUGCGCAGCCACCAGCGCCACGUGCACAGCAGCGAGCGGCGCUUCCCCUGCGAGCUGUGCGGCAAGAAGUUCAAGCGCUAGAAGGACGUGAAGCGGCACGCAGUACAGGUGCACGAGGGCGGCGGCGAGCGGCACCGCUGCGGCCAGUGCGGCAAGGGCCUGAGCUCCAAGACGGCGCUGCGGCUGCAUGAGCGCACGCACACCGGCGACAGGCCCUAAGGCUGCACCGAGUGCGGGGCGAAGUUCUCGCAGCCGUCAGCGCUCAAGACCCACAUGAGAAUCCACACCGGGGAAAAACCUUUCGUCUGUGAUGAGUGUGGCGCAAGAUUCACCCAGAACCACAUGCUGAUUUAUCACAAAAGGUGCCACACAGGUGAGAGGCCUUUCAUGUGUGAGACAUGCGGCAAGAGUUUUGCUUCGAAGGAGUACUUGAAACAUCACAACAGAAUCCACACUGGCUCGAAACCCUUUAAAUGUGAAGUGUGCUUCCGGACUUUUGCUCAGCGGAACUCCCUGUACCAGCACAUCAAGGUCCACACAGGGGAGCGCCCCUACUGUUGUGACCAGUGUAGGAAGCAGUUCACCCAGCUCAACGCCUUACAGCGCCAUCGGAUCCACAGGGGCGAGAAGCCGUUAAUGUGCAACGCUUGCGGGCGCACGUUCACGGACAAGUCCACUCUGCGGCGGCACACCUCUAUACACGAUAAGAAUACUCCAUGGAAGUCUUUCCUUGUCAUUGUAGAUGGCUCCCCCAAGAACGACGAGGGUCACAAGACAGAACAGCCGGAUGAAGAGUACGUGCCGCCCAAGCUUUCAGAUAAACUGCUGUCUUUUGCAGAAAGCAGCCACUUUCACGGCCUGGCCGCGGUGCCCGGCAGUGUCGCCCCCGCCCACGACGGCAAUGCCGCAGACACCGCCUGCAAGGCCGACGCCGCCGUGGUGUCCCAGGACGCCCUGCUGGCCACCACCCUCAGUGAGCUCAGCGAGCUGAGCCCGCAGGCGGACGCGAUGCCCGCCCAGCUGCACCCCUUGACCAGCAUGGAGUGAGCGGGAGCACGCGGGGCCUGGUGCCGGGCAGGACCCUCCGUGGGGCCCCAUGUGGUGGCAGCUGCAGCCCAGCGGGGCCUGGGGCCAAGAGACAGCCGUCCCUGUGCAAGGUGUGGGCAGGGACGGCCUCCAUCCAUCUCCCUUGGCCUCCGUCACCUUGCACGUCGUCAUCGCUGCGUUGUGAAAGCUUUCCCUUGAAAAUCCUGACCUGCAUGAUCUCAUGACGCGGUCACCGAGCAAGGCCACCCACGUGACCACCUGUAACCCCUGCGUGGGCUGUGUGUGAAUCCUCGGAGCGCCGGUGCUUCACCCUACCUUAGCUUCCUCGUGUGUUUACUUCUCGGAUAGUCUGAAG